CAUAGUGACAAGGUGUAUCUUUCUUUAUUUUUAUUGCAAUAUGUACUGUUUUCGAGGAAUUCUACUUGUACUGCAGUUAAUAUUAGGAAACGUUUUCACCGCGAACGGAGAUACUAAUAAAUUCGUUGAGUAUAAAAACCUUUGGUUGGAAAACCUGGCAAAAGCCGCACAAUGGACUCAGCCGACCGAAAAUUCCCAAUUUAAAAAUGUACGGCCCAAUGAGCGAUGCCAGCCAAUCGCACGCAGUUACGAUUUUGUGAUAGUCGGCGGCGGCACCGCCGGCAGUGUGCUCGCAAACCGACUCAGUGAAAAUCCACGCUGGGACAUACUUGUGCUGGAAGCCGGCGGCGAUGAGACGCCGUUCACCCUGAUUCCAGGUGCUUACCUGACAUCGUUGAGGUCGGAGAUGAAUUGGGGUUACACCACCGAGCCGCAAGUGAACGCAUGCCUGCAGAUGCCUGGGGGACGAUGCCCUUUGCCAAGAGGGAAAGUCUUGGGUGGUGAGUCGGCGAUGAAAGACGUCACCUACGUUCGUGGCAAUCUGAAAGAUUUUGAUUCGUGGGGACCAUGGUGGUCACAUAAUGCUCUCAAGUACUUUAAGGUUAUGGAAAAUGCCACGGCAUUAGACGUAGACAGAGCAGAUGAGAAAUACAGAGGGUCGCAUGGCCAUUUUCACGUAGAAUAUCCUAAGAAUCCAGGGCCGUUGACCAAGCAGAUAUUUGAUGGGUUCAAAGAUCUCGGUUUUGAUGUUCUUAAAGAUUACAACGGCGAGACACAGAUUGGAGUGGGUAAUUUGCAGGCAUAUACCAAAAAUGGAGAAAGAAGCAGCACAAAUCAAAGAUAUUUACAACCGAUUAUAAACCGGCCUAAUUUAAAAGUCAUAACAAAUGCUUUAGCCACUAAAAUUAUUUUCAGUAAGAAACAUCAUGACCGGAAAGCACAGCAAUUAGAAUAUUAUUAUAAUGGCUCUUGUUACUCUGUCAAUAUUACCAAGGAAUUACUACUAACAAGUGGGCCUAUCAACACCCCGCAAUUACUAAUGCUUUCUGGCAUUGGACCAGAAGCUGAACUAAAGCGCCACAAUAUCCCGCUAAUCUUGAACCUAUCAGCGGUAGGCCAGCACCUCGAAGAUCAUUUGUCAAUUCGUGAUUUCACUUUUCAAGUAAACAAAUCCUUCGGAUAUGGAAAAUUUGACGAUGAGCUCAAGUCAUAUCUGGAAGACGGUCGUGGCUGCCUCGCCGAGCCACUCGCCCGACAAGUCUCAUUCGUUAAUACCCGGUGCCCCAACAGCGCAAACCCAGAUUUUGAAAUGAUGUUUGUGGAGGCCAACCCGCAGCUUUAUUACCCUCCCGCAAAUCUCAGCGAGCCACACACCCUCAUCGAAUUUUCCGCGCAAAUACUGCUGCUGCAUCCACGAUCCAGGGGAUCAAUCAGCCUGAAGUCAAACGAUCCCACCGAUUAUCCCAUCAUCGACCCAAAGUAUUUGCAGUCGCGGCACGACAUGCUUGCGAUGGUUCGCAUACUACGCUUCAUGAAGAAUCUCGAGCGCACGAAGAGUUUCCGGAAGAUGAACGCAACCAUCGUAGGUUUAGUUCCGGAUGCAUGCCAAAAUGAACAUUUCAACAAGGAUCCGUUCGAAGAUGACGAGCUGCUCGUCUGCAUAAUCAAACAUAAAACCGCACCGAUGCAGUGGCGGAUUACGUCGUCUAGUGGCCUGUGUAUACCAAAGCCUCAAGAGCAUGAUGGCAAGACAUUUGCUACGUGUCAGUGGUGUGGUUUGUACUUCGGUACAAAGAAGAAAGUCAAAAAACACGUAAAUUCAUGUCACAAGCAGUGUAGAAAUAUUAAUAAUAGUGUAGAGAUGCACAAUGUUCAUCCUUCACGCAUUCUCACGCGACGAUCGAACGGCAGAUCGAGAGAAAUUCUCUGCGUUGUGCGUGAAAAUGAUGACACCGAGUGGUUCGAUGGAAGCGACGUGGAUUUUCAACAAAACAUAGUGCCAACAACUGACCUGCAAGAUGCCUAUCCAGUUGUUAGUGUUGAAGAAAAAUCCGCCACUGCACCGAUGCAUCAUCAGAUCGGCACGUGUAGAAUGGGCAGAGACAGGAAGAAGGACUGUGUUGACGAGGACCUCCGAGUUCACGGCGUACGAAAUCUGCGUGUGGUUGAUAGCAGCGCGAUACCGAAAAGCACAUCCGGGCAUACCAUCCCGGUUGUCGUAUUGAUGGCGGAGGCAGCGGCAGAUUUUAUAAAAGCGACCUAUUAAAGGAUUUCUGCCAUAACAUUACAUAACGCGGGCGUGAUUAAUCAAUUUUCAAAUUUUCCGGGAUACACAACCCAGCCACAUUGUAUAUGAUACAUGUCAGUAACAUUGGCCCAUUGACUCCGUAACCUGUUCACACAGAACGACCACGUCGGCGUAAGCAAUUAAUUUAUACGCAAUGAAAUGUGCGCUACGUAAUCAAUCUAUCAUUACGUCCACGUUAUUGGAAGUUAUUAUGAAAUACGACAUACGCUUGUCACGGUUGUGAUAUAUUCUCCAUCUAAUUAUCCAAAUAUUACCAUUAAAAUGUAUGCAGAAGAUUUUAUUUUAUUGCUAUCAAAAAUAAUA
Molecule: messenger RNA, 2611 nt
Organism: Dalotia coriaria
Lineage: Eukaryota; Metazoa; Arthropoda; Insecta; Coleoptera; Staphylinidae
Exons: 3
Coding region: 41-2266 (741 amino acids)
Molecular function (GO): flavin adenine dinucleotide binding; oxidoreductase activity, acting on CH-OH group of donors
Source: RefSeq, a predicted model, not a curated record